AUGCUGGAUCUUGCCAAGAUUAAGGUGGAGGUUGCAGAAGAUCCCGAAAAGAUUUCAACUACUCAUCUCCAGCUUGGCCUACCUCUGAUUUUCAUUCUGAGCCAGGAAGAGACCCUGGAAGCGGACAAGAGGAUUGCUGAAUCUGUAGCCUGGCAGUUGCUGGGGAAAGCAGGACUUCUCCUUUUGUCAAGGAAUUCUGUUGGUCUGGAUGUUUCUUCCCGAUAUAAUGUGGCUAUCAAGACAGUUGAGGAGGAUAUGCCCGUUAAAUAUCUCACAUUGAAAGAUGCCGAUGAAAUCGUAGCACUGGUGAGAAAUGGUGAGCAGAGCAAUCCUAGUCUGGAUGAUAAGGCAGAAGAGGUUUAUGAAGAGGAGGAGGAAGAGGAGGGAGUGGAGAAUGAGAACAAUGAACAAGAAAUUCAGGAUGAUGAGGUGGUGGAAUCAGCCGUCAGAGAUCGGAAGCGUGAACUCUCCCUGAAACACAUCCAUACCCUGACAGAAGAAUCCUUCCUCUCAAUUCUGGCAGAGACCAACCACACAGCAGUGCUCUUCUAUGCCAGCUGGGAAGCUGUCUCUCUGGUGGUAAUGCAGUCUUUCCUUGAAGUUGCUGCUCAGUUGAAAGGGACUCCUGAGAUUUCACUUGCAAGGGUAAACUGCUGGGAUUGGCCACACCUUUGCUUGCGGGAAAAUGUCACCCAAUUUCCUAUCAUGAAGAUGUAUACAAAAGAGGGGGCAUGGCUGGCUUACUCUGGGAUGUGGGAGACCAAAGAGAUGAUGAAGUUCAUUGAAUUAAGCAGAAAUUCUUGCCCAGUGAGAUUGAUGACCCCUGAAGAAAUAGAAGAAUAUUUAACUGACAAAACCUCACCACACCACACGGUUUCUGUACUGGGAAUAUUUGACUCAAGCAUGAGUGAAGCAAGAGAGGCUUUUAUUGAAGCGGGAAGAAUCCUAAAUGGAUAUGUCACAACAGGGAUCUACUAUGAAGAGGAUGCUACAGUUCUCGCUCAUAAAUAUAAUGUAGCUCUUCCAGCGCUUCUGUUUGCUAAGCCGUCAACUCAGCAAAGGAAUGCCUUCCAGCUCUCGCAGUAUAACACACAAGACAUUGUUAAAGUAAUCCGUCAUGCAUUGUUGGAGACAUUUCCAGAAAUCACCGUGGAAAACCUGCCUGAUUACUUCCAGAUGAAGAAACCUUUGCUCAUUUUGUUCAGUGACGGGAUUCCUGGGGAAAAGGAAGUAGAGGAAAUGAAGCAUGUGGCUGUUGGCGAGGACCACAAAACCUUUAUUACUUGCUGGCUAAACCUGAAGAAUACACCUGUAGGCAGAAGUAUUCUGAAAGCUUAUUUUGGAAACUCUGUUGUCCCUGUGCCUCUCCUCCUCUGGAUCAGCCUUCAUUCUGGAGGCCAUGUCUUUGUUUUUCCAUCAGACCAGUCCAUUUCUGAAACAAAUAUUCUUGCUUGGAUUGAAAAACUAAAGACCAAACAAGAAGCACCGAGAGCUACCUUGUCUGAGAAAGAGUGGAAGCCACGCCUACCUGCCUACAACUUCCUGAGUAUGAUGGAGCCCACACUGCCUGAAUUUACCAUUUAUACUCAAGAAAGUAUAAGUAUCCGUCAGGAGGAGAUCCUUGGAGAAAAAAAGGCAGAAGCCGCAGUGACAAAGAAGCCCACAAAAGACUCCACCAUGGAGGAACUGAAGCCAAAGAAGCCAACUGGAAGGGCCUUACGAAGGGCAGCUCCACACCUAGGAGCAAAGGAGAAGCAGGCUAAGCACCAUUCAGAGUUAUAAAGUAAUGUCAGAUCUCUGGAUAGUUUUGGAAGUAGAGGAUGGGACAAUGCAGAGGCCUAGAGACGGUGGUUAACAUUUCAUGAAAAAUGAUUGAUGACAGAUGUGUGAUGGCACAGUUGUUAGAAUGCAGUAUUGUUGGCUAACUCUGCUCUCAGGCAGGAGUUCGAUCCUGACUGGCUCGAGGUAAACUCAGCCUUACAUUCUUCUGAGGUCAGUAAAAUGAUCCUGAUUGU
Messenger RNA from Thamnophis sirtalis, 2015 nucleotides. The record is from RefSeq and is a predicted model, not a curated record. NCBI's taxonomy places the organism in Eukaryota, Metazoa, Chordata, Lepidosauria, Squamata, Natricidae.